AGUGCCAUGGAUUGGCUUUGGGGAUCGGCCACAGCGGCCACAGAUGUCGGGACACAAUGCUUACAGUCCACCGGAACAGUGGGGACACAAUGCUUUCCGCCCAGUCUGGAAUCUGCAGCACGGAUGGUGGGCGAACAAAGGUAUGAUGAAGCAUACGGCAGUGUUAUGGAACAUGUCAAGGUGUUUGAAUUGGCCAAGGGAUUCUCUUUGUUGGCAAAAUGCGCAUAUGAACUUGGCAGGUAUGAAGAGGUGCCUGAUUUGGUGGCUUCAAGCAUUGCUCAUCUUGGGCCCGAGCAGGAGCAUGUCUUGCAUUUGGCAGGAUUGGCAUUCUUGAAGAUGGACAGAUGUGAGGAGGCAUAUCUUAGUCUGCGGCGCGCCUUGCAGUUGCGGCCAACUUGUGCCAAGAUACAUGGAGCACUUAAAGAUGUAGCGGAGAAGAUGCAAGCACAGAGUCAGGAAAUGAUUGUGCCGUACUUGUGGCAAUAUCAAGAGCAGGAUGGCAGUUGGAGUGAUAUGCCUUUGGCACUUUGUGAGAAGCUAGAGAGUGCAUUUGCAAACUAUCAGGCGGCGCCGCAAUCUGCAUUGCUUAAAAUGCACGGGAGGGAGUUCGACUUUGGCACCAUGCGGCAGCGAAAUGUUGCCAGCGGACGGUGGAGAAGUGUGCGGAGGCAGUGUGUGGCCGCCAUGGUGAACGCUGGCAGCAUCACUGCACAAAUGCUUCAGCAUUGCUUGUCACAGACGGUGGCAUCACGACAAGCCAUUGCAGCAGCGGAAGAUGUUCGCGAGAAGCUGGGCUGUCAGCUAGACCUGCUUGCAAGGCAGGAACCCGCUUUGAUGAAAACGAGUGGUGACCUGAACGUGCACAAAGCUUCCUUGAACCAGUGGCAGAAAGAAUUGCAGAUCAAGGAGGCAUCAGUCAAAGAGUUGCAGAAAAACAUUGAAGGGCAAGAAGCAGCAAUAAAGGAGGAGGAGACUCGCCUGAAAUUGAAGCUAAAGGCUCUGCGACUGCGGGAAACAUCAUUGGAACAGAGAAUUAAUGAAGAAAUUGAGGCCCGUAUGGCUGAACUCGAGGCAAAACUUCGGAACCGGACUUUGAAGAUAGCCGCUGCUAACUUGGGUUUGGAUGACCCUAAGGGAAGCUUGCCGGCCAUCAUUUUCGGGCAAAGGCAAGAGAUCGAGUUUUGGCGCUCAGGAAAUCCAUGCCAAGAUAAGGUGCUCUUGUAUCGCUUGGGUUGCGGUCAGGCGAUGUUCCUGCAAGAUGGGACACUUGUGGAGCCUAUGCAGCAGCUGCUUCUGGGCACAGCAGAACCACACAACAAGCCGUUCAACGGGAAAGUCAGCAUAUGCCAACAGAUGUCUGGUGUCCAAGUGCAUCGAGUGCUGCGAGUGGUGAAUCCCGCGCUUUGGCGGGCUUACUGGGAGCGGAAGGCCAAAUUAAGGGGGGGCCGCAGUGGCAGAAUCCAGCCCUUGCCGAAAACACAGGAAAUGAAGCACUUGGAAACAAUCGCGUUUGAAGUCGCCCCGGACCAGAAGACGCUUGGAGCAACUUACUGGAUUUACGUUGACACGCGUGUAAAUGAGAUGUUGUUGUUUCAUGGAACCUCUGCCACAAAUGCAGAAUCGAUUGCAACUAAUGGCUUCGAUUUAAGCCGUGUCCGCCAGGGGCUCUAUGGCAACGGUUUCUACUUUUCAUGUGAGGCAUGCAAGUCGUUCCAAUACACCACCCUCGACACUGCGCAAUCUGAACGCUGCAUCAUUGUUGCACGGGUUCUCCUUGGCAAUCCCAAAUAUGCUCAAAGCGCAUUGAAAGGCGCCGACGCUGACCUUUUGAGGACGGCAUCUCCGGGUGCUCAACCAUUGCCGCUCAAGGUUGGCGCCGUUUUUUAAAGUUUUGUGCCGACGAUGCUGUCCCAAUCACAUGUUGUUGCAAGAUGAACAGGUUCGUAUGAAAGCUUGAGGAACUGAUGUGGUUUUGAAGUUGGUCGAAGUUUCUGUCCUGCGAAGUGACUUGAGUCUCACCGGUCUACCACGGUUGUCAGAACAAAGAAAGACACGCAGCUGCACCUAGAACCUGCGGCUUGACGCAAUUUCAUGAAUUAUGUUGCAAAGUGAUC
Messenger RNA from Cladocopium goreaui, 2114 nucleotides. NCBI's taxonomy places the organism in Eukaryota, Dinophyceae, Suessiales, Symbiodiniaceae. The record is from the annotation of a GenBank genome assembly.